This is a messenger RNA of Epinephelus lanceolatus (giant grouper), 399 nucleotides long. The record is from RefSeq and is a predicted model, not a curated record. Lineage: Eukaryota; Metazoa; Chordata; Actinopteri; Perciformes; Serranidae.
GUGGCAAACUCUGGUGGGCAGAUGAGGAAUCAGCACAACUGGGAACAGUAACCAAGAGAGACGGACGAAACCUUGUGAUCCUGAGAAACAAAACGAGUGGGGUGGUUCAUAUGAAGGUGUACGACAGGGAGGGUCAGAAAGGAAGAAACCAGUGCCAGAUAAACAACGGAGGAUGCUCACAGCUCUGCUUCCCCACUUCGGAGAACACCCGUAGCUGCUCCUGCACCGUUGGCUACAACUUGCGUAGCGACCGCAUGUCUUGCGAGGGUGUUGACUCCUUUCUGAUGUAUUCCAUCCACGAGGGAAUCCGGGGAAUUGCUCUUGACCCAAAUGACAACAGCGAAGCCCUCAUGCCCAUUACAGGAACACUGUUUGCUGUGGGAGUUGACUUUCAUGCAG